AUGAUACUUAGAACUCCACCAGCGAAGCGGGCAAGAGGAAUCGCCGACGCAAAUGCAAGACCUAUCAUCGAGAGCCCCCAAUCGGACCACCACCGCCAGAACCAUAAUCUAGUCAUCUACGAAGACGACAAUAACAACACUCUGCCGCUCCAAUCCGAUCAACCUUCUUCCUCCGAACAGCUCCUCUGCACCUACCAGUGCCGCCAAUUGGUUAAAUCGGAUUUUAUAGAUGCGUUGAGUAAUGCCGAGAAGCAAGUUGGCGAUUACCAGUCUAAAUUAGAGGAACUCAAUGAAAAUUUCACAAAUUCUGAAGGUGAGAGGAAGAAGUUUCGAUAUAGGUUGUUACAGGUAGAGCAAGAACUCGCUGCUGCCAAAGGACGCGAACAGGCUCUUCAAAACCAACUUCUUAAGGAAGUUAGUGAUAACCAAGAAAGGUUCAAGAAACAGUUAGAUUCACAAAGUAAACUUGAGGUUAAGCUUGAAAAUGAAAAGAACCUUCGUCAGAAGGCUGAAUCCUCAGCAGCUUCUGCUGAAGAGAAAGCAAGUGUUUUAGAGGGAAAACUUAGCCAUCUUUCUGAAAGCAUAGAAAGGGAGAAAAAGCGCCUCAAUAAUGAGCUUGCACAGCUGAAUAAAGAAUCGAAGCAUUCUACUUCUAGAAUACGUGCAGAUCUAGAAAAAAUGGAAUGCAGGGCCAAUCAUGCUGAGAAAGAAUCAGAGCUACUGAAGGAGCAGCUAGAAGAUCUGAAAAGGCAACUUACUGAGUGCUUGCACCAGAGGAGUGAAUUAGAGAAGAAAUUAUCAAGUUUCACAUUUCCAGAAGUUUCUUCUACUAAUAGCAACAUUUUGAUUAAAAAUCUUCAAGAGGAGCUUAGAAAUUAUCAUGCAUUUGGGAUGAAUAAUUUGGGAAGCUUAGCUCUUUUGUUCUGGUGUAAACCGACUAGUCCACAUGAUGGUUUCUUGGGUAGCAGAUGCACCUGCAGUAAAUUUUAUGGGUAUAUUGAUAACUUGUGGAAUGAUGUUUAUGGUAUUGAGUCUGAAGUGAGGGAAGCAAGAAAGCUAAGAUCAUCUCAUGAGAACAUUGAGUUAUUGAAGGAAAAAUUAUUGGAAGAAAAGGGCCGCAGAGAAAGAGCAGAGUCAGAGCUAUCUAAGUUGCUAGAAUUUGAGUUAAAUAUGAAGAAGCUGGAGGAUGAGUUGUCUUCUUGGAAGUCAGCGAUAAAGGAUAUCCCUGGUGUGUCGUGUUAUGACGAUAUACCUGCUAAGUUUGCAGCUUUACAAAAAGAGGUGAUUGAUAGCAUGGUGAAGGUAGGUGAGGCAAAUGCACGUUUGAAACAAAUGGAGGUGGCCUUGGACACUGCCCAAUUUGGUAAACAAAGUGCUGAAGCUGAGACUGCAUUGGCUAAAGAGAAGGCAGAAGCGUUGAAAUUGGAGGUCAAGCAGAUCAAAUUGAUGGUAAGUAUUAGUUUAGCACAUUUAGGGAGGGAGGGUGCUGACCAGAUCAUGAAGAUAAAGAAAGUUAAAAUCCUUGUACCAGGUAAACUGAGUUACUCCACAAACGAUGGAGCAGUUGUCAAAGAGUUGCAGAGAGAGUUUUGUGAAGUACUGGGAUAUAGCUGUGUGCUCUCUACGGUUACCGAAGAGAAAGAUGGGUUGAAAAAUGUUAUUAAUGAAUUGAAGAGGUUGAAGAACGAUCAAGGAGGGGAUGAACCAGCCAAUGGAGUUCUUCUUCAGGAGUUUGAAUCAUCUCUUGCAAAGAAGGAAUUUUGUAUUCAAGAAUUGGAGAAUAAUUUACAUGCACAAAAGAAAGUCAAUAGUCGCCAAUUGGAAGAAAUAAAGACACUCAAUGAAAUGCUAAAUAAUGAAGCUAGAAGAAUUAAGUCAAUGGAAAGGGAGACUGAUCGGCUUCGUGCAGAGAUUUCCCUAUUGGAGUCUAAGCUAGGUCAUGGCGACUUCUCUGCUGCAAAUACGAAAGUACUGAGAAUGGUUAACACACUUGCAGUUGAUAAUGAGGCCAAACAAACCAUUGAGGCUUUACAAACUGAGUUGCAGAAGACAAAGGAGAAGUUACAAGCUGUAGAAGAAUUGAAGAGUCAGUCUGGUGAUGCUGGCAAGCUGGUGGACUCCUAUAUCUCUGGGAAGAUAACACAAUUAAAAGAACAAAUUGCAACUCUUGAAAAACGUGAAGAAAGGUGA
Dovyalis caffra is the source of this 2190-nucleotide messenger RNA. NCBI's taxonomy places the organism in Eukaryota, Viridiplantae, Streptophyta, Magnoliopsida, Malpighiales, Salicaceae. The record is from the annotation of a GenBank genome assembly.